AUGGAAAAGGAAAACACGAGUUCUUUUGAAGGCUUCAUCCUGGUGGGCUUCUCUGACCGUCCUCACUUAGAGCUCAUCCUCUUCGUGGUAGUUCUCUCCUUUUAUCUGUUCACUCUUCUUGGCAACAUGACCAUCAUCUUGCUUUCGGCUCUGGAUUCCCGGUUGCACACACCCAUGUAUUUCUUUCUGGCCAACCUCUCAUUCCUGGAUAUGUGUUUCACCACGGGCUCCAUCCCACAGAUGCUCUAUAACCUCUGGGGUCCAGACAAGACCAUCAGCUACGUGGGUUGUGCCAUCCAGCUGUAUUUUGUCUUAGCAUUGGGAGGGGUGGAGUGUGUCCUCCUGGCUGUCAUGGCGUAUGACCGGUACGCUGCUGUCUGCAAGCCCCUGCACUACACAGUCAUCAUGCACCCUCGUCUCUGUGGGCAGUUGGCUUCAGUGGCAUGGUUGAGUGGCUUUGGCAAUUCUCUCAUUAUGGCACCGCAGACAUUGAUGUUGCCCCGCUGUGGACACAGGCAGGUGGACCACUUUCUCUGUGAAAUGCCAGCCCUGAUUGGCAUGGCAUGUGUGGACACUAUGGUCUUGGAGGCACUGGCUUUUGCAUUGGCGAUUUUUAUCAUCUUGGCACCUCUAAUCCUCAUCCUUAUCUCCUAUGGUUACAUUGCCCGAGCAGUGCUGAGGAUCAAGUCAGCUGCUGGGAGAAAGAAAGCCUUCAACACCUGCAGUUCCCACUUAAUCGUUGUCUCUCUCUUCUACGGUACCAUCAUAUACAUGUACCUCCAGCCAGCAAACAGUUACUCCCAGGACCAGGGCAAGUUUCUCACUCUUUUCUACACCAUAGUCACUCCUAGUGUUAACCCCCUGAUCUAUACUCUGAGAAACAAAGAUGUCAAAGAGGCCAUAAAGAAAGUGAUAGGAAAGGAGAAAGAGAGUGAAGACUCCCAGCUCAAAGGACCAGUAAAUAUCUUCAACAAAAUCAUAGAAGAAAACUUCCCUAACCUAAAAAAACAGAUACCCAUAGGCAUACAAGAAGCCUACAGAACUCCAAAUAGAUUGGACCAGAAAAGAAACACCUCCCGGACACAUAACAGUCAAAACACCAAAUGCACAAAACAAAGAAAGAAUAUUAAAAGCAGUAAGGGAAAAAGGUCAAGUAACAUAUAAAGGCAGACCUAUCAGAAUGACACCAGACUUUUCGCCAGAGACUAUGAAAGCCAGAAGAUCCUGGACCGAUGUCAUACAGACCCUAAGAGAGCACAAAUGCCAGCCCAGGUUACUGUA
Molecule: messenger RNA, 1281 nt
Organism: Rattus norvegicus (Norway rat)
Lineage: Eukaryota; Metazoa; Chordata; Mammalia; Rodentia; Muridae
Source: RefSeq, a predicted model, not a curated record